CAUGUUGGGUGUAUGUUACAGCAGGAAUGUGUAUAUCAACAAAGGGAUCGAACAUAAUAUGUGACUUGUGAUCAAUAAAUCCUGGCUGAUUAAUAGACGGAGUAUUUGUCAGGAGAGGUUUUACUGAAAGAAAUACACGAAGCAAUGCUAUGAAGAAAUCUUUUAAUAACAGAACCAAGGACUUUAACUCUGAAAAAUCAAGCAUUUUCUCAGAUUCCUAUAUGUUCUCAAAGGAGAUAGUAAACAUAAACCCCAAACCAUUCUCAUGUUCUGAAAGUGGAAGAUGUUUUAGUCAUAAAGAAACUCUUGUUAGACAUCCAGGAACUCACACAGUAGAUAAACCUUUCUUUUGUAGUGAAUGUGGAAAAUAUUUUGUCACUAAAGCAGUGCUUGUCCGUCAUCAGAAAGCUCACACAGGAGAGAAACCAUUCUCAUGUUCUGAAUGUGGAAAAUAUUUUGUCACUAAAGCAGUGCUUGUCCGUCAUCAGAAAGCUCACACAGGAGAGAAACCUUUCUCAUGUUCUGAAUGUGGAAAAUGUUUUAUCAAUAAAUCAAAACUUGUUCAUCAUCAGAGAACUCACACAGGAGAGAAACCAUUCUCAUGUUCUGAAUGUGGGAAAUGUUUUCUUAGUAAAGCAGAGUUUGUCAGUCAUCAGAGAACUCACACAGGAGAGAAACCAUUCUCAUGUUCUGAAUGUGGAAAAUGUUUUCUUAGUAAAGCAGAGCUUGUCAGUCAUCAGAGAACUCACACAGGAGAGAAACCAUUCUCAUGUUCUGAAUGUGGAAAAUGUUUUGGGCAACAUUCACAUCUUGUCAGUCAUCAUAGAAUACACACAGGAGAGAAACCGUUCUCAUGUUCUGAAUGUGGAAAAUGUUUUCGGCAUGAUUCAAAUCUUGUCAGUCAUCAGAGAACUCACACAGGAGAGAAACCGUUCUCAUGUUCUGAAUGUGGAAAAUAUUUUGUCACUAAAGCAGUGCUUGUCCAUCAUGAGAGAACUCACACAGGAGAGAAACCGUUCUCAUGUUCUGAAUGUGGAAAAUGUUUUCCAAAACAUUCAACUCUUGCCAGUCACCAAAGAACUCACACAGGAGAGAAACCGUUCUCAUGUUCUGAAUGUGGAAAAUGUUUUCGACAACGUUCAACUCUUGCCAGUCACCAAAGAACUCACACAGGAGAGAAACGGUUCUCAUGUUCUGAAUGUGGAAAAUGUUUUCGGCAACAUUCAAGUCUUGCCAGACAUCGGAGAACUCACACAGGAGAGAAACCGUUCUCAUGUUCUGAAUGUGGAAAAUGUUUUGUCACUAAAGCAGAGCUUGUCUGUCAUCAGAAAGCUCACACAGGAGAGAAACCUUUCUCAUGUUCUGAAUGUGGAAAAUGCUUUGUCAAUAAAGCAGAGCUUGUCAGUCAUCAGAGAACUCACACAGGAGAGAAGCCGUUCUCAUGUUCUGAAUGUGGAAAAUGUUUUCGGCAACAUUCAAGUCUUGCCAGACAUCGGAGAACUCACACAGGAGAGAAACCGUUCUCAUGUUCUGAAUGUGGAAAAUGUUUUCGGCAACAUUCAAUUCUUGCCAGACAUCGGAGAACUCACACAGGAAAGAAACCGUUCUCAUGUUCUGAAUGGGGAAAAUGAUUUUUCGUUUAACCUAAUCUUGAUAGACAUCAGAGAUCUCACACAGGUGAUGAGUCUCUAAAAUUGUAUAAGGCAUCCACGCCUUAACAUAGAAAUAAAAUAUCUUGUAUUGUGAAUUUUGAUCAUGCUGACACUGUACGUAGUAACUGUCAUAGUAGCAGUCAACGUACGUAUGAUGAAACAAAAAAAGUGGAAACCACAUCCAAUAAGCAUACACU
Molecule: messenger RNA, 1849 nt
Organism: Pelobates fuscus (common spadefoot toad)
Lineage: Eukaryota; Metazoa; Chordata; Amphibia; Anura; Pelobatidae
Product: oocyte zinc finger protein XlCOF7.1-like
Exons: 2
Coding region: 150-1631 (493 amino acids)
Source: RefSeq, a predicted model, not a curated record